Messenger RNA from Exophiala aquamarina CBS 119918, 1557 nucleotides. RefSeq lists its product as uncharacterized. Lineage: Eukaryota; Fungi; Ascomycota; Eurotiomycetes; Chaetothyriales; Herpotrichiellaceae. Gene Ontology annotation, cellular component: nucleus. The transcript is spliced from 2 exons. Gene Ontology annotation, biological process: positive regulation of transcription by RNA polymerase II. Bases 1 to 1557 code for a protein of 518 amino acids. The record is from RefSeq and is a predicted model, not a curated record. Gene Ontology annotation, molecular function: zinc ion binding; transcription cis-regulatory region binding; DNA-binding transcription factor activity, RNA polymerase II-specific.
AUGCUGCAGAAUAAUGAUCGCUAUCUCCAGCGCUCCAUCACCCGGCGCAGAACUGGAUGUCUAGUGUGUCGGCUCCGCCGGAAAAAAUGUGAUGAGGAAAAACCUGUCUGUCGGGGUUGUGCACGGAAUGUCCUGGUGUGUCGAUGGCCACCUCUGCAAAACGGAGAAUUUUGCAAUGACGCCAGAUCCUGGCGACAGACUCGUCCGACACCGACCGAACAACUGCACUCAGACCUACAGAGUAGCCAUCUUGACCGAGAGAGCUCGACGCUGAGUUUCCACACAAGCAAUUCAACAAAAUGGUCACCUGCGUAUCCGCUGGGCCAGCUCCUCGCCGGCCUGUCCUCAAAGCCCAUGCUCCUCCGGACCGAAGUGGGUUCGCACUUCUUCCAGCAUUUCCUUGAGCUUGUUGCCUUGCAGCUGUCCAGUCGCAACGACCCUGAAAAUCCAUGGAUCUCUCUGUUCAUCCCGCUCGCUAUGGGGGAUGAACUGGUUAUGUCGACUCUGUUGGCCUUGGGUGGAGCGAAUCUGUGCACUUAUUCCGGGCAUGCCCUCAAGCAGACAUACUCUUUUUAUGCGGUGGCCUUGAGGAGUGUCAAGCAUAGGGUGACGGAACUCGUGCAAGGCAACUAUUCGCAUUUGUUGAAUACCUUGGUAACAACGAUUGCGCUGUCCCAAUUCGAGGCUAUGAUUGGAGACACUCGAGGCGUACUUCUAUGCCAUCUACAGGCGUGCCGUGAGCUUCUCCUGCUAAUUCAAAGGAAGAGUAUUAGCAUCGACCCGGCCGUGCUUGCAUUUACUCUGGAAUUAUAUUUAUACGCCUCUGCCGUAGGGACCUCGUUCGUCUACGACGACCGUCCGGCUAAGCUCACCUUCGAUUCAGAGUACGACUCAUUACAAUCACUGUGUUGUGAUUCGAGGGGGUACGGGUUCAUGUUAGGAUACGCUGGCAGGCUCUUUCAGCUGCUCCCCCGCUUAGGGCAGACAGUUGGUCGUUGGAUCAGCCAAGACUGUGACCUCGAAUCCUCGAGCGCAGAUAAGCUGUUUCUCUUCUUUCAAGCCGAACUUCAGGGCUGGGCGCCAUCCUACCACCAAGAUACCAAGAUGCCGACCCUUUCUGACACUGUCGCUGACAACUCAGAGCCACAGUCUACGUUGAGGCGAUGGCAUCAUGAAGCACAGGUGGUUGCUAGAAUAUACCAUCAAGCCAUGUUAGCGUUCCUUUACAUGGGUCGACACGGUAGGCGACCGCCCGACGAAGCGCUCUUUGCUCUGAUCGACCCUCUGAUCGCCGAGUUCUUGCGCCUGAGAGCAUCUCUUCCCCCAGAGUCGCCUAUCUGGUCGAUCAUGUUAUGGCCAACAGUCAUGAUCGGCUCGUGCAUCCGCCGUCCAGAUUACCAAAUGUUGAUCACGGAAAAGGACUGUUGUAUGUUAACAGUGCUUAACGCUUUCGAUGUCUUGCAGCAGAUAUGGGAUGACGAGCGAGAGAUUGUUUUUGGCGCCGUCGGACUCUCUAUAGUCUGUACGAGUCAAAAGAUAACGUUAUGUCCUAUUUAA